AUGGAUUUGCAGCAGGGUGCCGACUGUGAUAUCAGUGACUAUAUGCACACGGAAUACCACUCGCUCCCUGGCCAACAGGACGAGCCCGCCUCGUCGUCCUCUCAUUAUUCUGAUGCCCAGGAAUACGAAGAACCCACCCCGGUUGCCGGGUCCUCCCGCGCCACGAAGCAAAAGCACAAGUCCAGUCCGUCCACAAAGAAGGCGUCCGCCAAGGGGUCGCCCCCCAAGCAGCCGGUCCAGUGCGACUGGGAGGGCUGCGGGAGAUGGUUCCCGCGGCUUACCGAGUUGAGAAAGCACGCCAAAAAGAACCACCUGCCGCCCUCGAUCCCGUGCAAGGCCAGGAACGCCCCGACAUUCCUCGGUAUGCCCCCCUGCGAGAUGAUGUUCUACGAGAACAAGGAUAUGUACCGUCACGUCCGCAACGCGCACCCCUUGUUCGCCGCAGACUCGACCAACGGCAUUCCGCCCGAAGGAGGUCCCUGUCCGGUGUGCCGCGAAUGGAUCGCGCGGGACGACAACCUGAAGCGCCACAUCGACGAGCAGCACAAGGACAUGCAGAGGAGGGGUCGCCAACGGUGUGGGUGA
Colletotrichum graminicola M1.001 is the source of this 585-nucleotide messenger RNA. RefSeq lists its product as uncharacterized. NCBI's taxonomy places the organism in Eukaryota, Fungi, Ascomycota, Sordariomycetes, Glomerellales, Glomerellaceae. The transcript has 2 exons. The coding region runs from base 1 to 585 and encodes 194 amino acids. The record is from RefSeq and is a predicted model, not a curated record.